GAUAAGCAAGAAGACACACUUAGGGAGCACAGUGCAGAUAAGGGGCUUGAACCAAGAUUGAACAAGCCACAUCCUUCAAGACAUCAGUUAUGGCCUCAUCCCAACUUCACCUCACUGUCUACCUGUUCUGUUUGGCCAUGGCAGCAAGCAUUAUAUCAUGCGAUCGAUCUCAUAUGGAUUUGGACUCUGCGCUACAAGCAUCUCAUGGCACUGCAGAUGAUGAAGAGAUGCCAGAGAGAUAUUCCCUUCCAGAGCUUCAGUGGUUGCUCAGUAACUCAAACCCAGCAGCCAUACAGUCUGACAGCCCAUCUCUGGGGAUUCUACAGAACAAACUGGACCUAAUGAGGAGAGACAGUGGAGACAAGGAUGACCAGGCAGGCCAACGAAAACCAGGCUGCAAAAACUACUUCUGGAAAUCCAGAACGGCAUGCUAACCACAGGCAACCAACAGGUCCAAACCGGAGGCCUCCACCACAAUCAACAUGCUGCCAAAAAUUUACCCAUUCCCUUUCCUGAAUUCGCACUCAUCAUUCGACAGUCUCCGUCUUUGAAGUGAGCCUGAUUAAUUGUAGCCAUUAUCUGUUAAGAGGGUCCGUGAUCUCUUAUAUGUCUUUCUCUGAAGCAUUGCCUGCUUGCAAUAAACUGAAUAUAGCAUAAA
This is a messenger RNA of Cyprinus carpio (common carp), 658 nucleotides long. It is a transcript of the gene sst2, whose product is annotated as somatostatin 2. Lineage: Eukaryota; Metazoa; Chordata; Actinopteri; Cypriniformes; Cyprinidae. Gene Ontology annotation, biological process: regulation of cell migration. The record is from RefSeq and is a predicted model, not a curated record. Gene Ontology annotation, molecular function: hormone activity. Gene Ontology annotation, cellular component: extracellular region.